AUGGCUUUCCGCAGACGGGGAAGCGGCGACUCAAAUUUCAGUCAUCACGAUGAGUUGGAACUUGAAGCCGGAAACAGAGAAACUCUUCGAAGAGACGCAGAAAGGCAAGCCGCUUUGCAACUUGAGAGAGCCAAGUACAAACCCGUCGCGUUUGCCGUGUGUACAAAUGUAGAAUACGAUGGAAGUGUGGACGAUGAUUCACCUGUACAUGGAUGUGCUGUUUCUUUCAAAGUCAAAGAUUUUCUGCAUGUCAAAGAGAAAUAUAACAAUGAUUGGUGGAUUGGUAGGCUCGUCAAAGAAGGACAUGAUUUAGGCUUUAUCCCAUCUCCGGUUAAAUUGGAAUCAUUGAGACAGCAAACGGCAAAAUCAGGAAAAUUCAAGCAAUCCACAUCUGCUACUAAUCUCGGUGCAUUGGACAAUAUGAUGCCAAGAAGUGGAUCACGAGGAUCCACUCCACCGACGCCUGAUGAUGACGAAUACAAUGCAAAACGAAUGACCAACAUCGUCACAACACCCCCAACCAAAGAAAAAAAGAAAUUGAUAUUCAAGAAAGUUCAACAAGAGAAUGUUCCUCCGUAUGAUGUCGUUCCAUCAAUGAGACCAGUCGUUCUGGUAGGACCAUCUUUGAAAGGAUAUGAAGUGACUGAUAUGAUGCAAAAAGCUGUUUUUGAUUAUCUGAAACAUAGAUUUGAAGGAAGAAUAAUCAUAACAAGGGUGACAGCUGAUAUCUCUCUUGCAAAAAGAAGUCUUCUGAAUAAUCCAAAUAAACGAGCAAUGAUGGAAAGAGCGAAUUCAAGGACCAGUAAUAGUUUGGCUGAAAUCCAAACUGAAAUUGAAAGGAUUUUUGAAUUAGCUCGAUCAAUGCAGCUCGUUGUUUUGGAUUGUGACACAAUUAAUCAUCCUUCUCAAUUAGCCAAAACAAGUCUCGCUCCAAUUCAUGUAUAUAUUAAAAUUUCCAGCCCUAAAGUCCUGCAAAGGCUGAUAAAAUCGCGAGGAAAAUCGCAAUCCAGGAAUAUGAAUGUACAAAUGGUGGCAGCUGAAAAGUUGGCACAAUGCCAGGCAGAACUGUUUGAUGUACUGCUUGACGAGAAUCAGUUGGAAGAUGCAUGUGAACAUUUGGCUGAUUUCAUGGAAGCUUAUUGGAGAGCAACACAUCCACCAGUCAGAUCUCCACCAAGAAUAAAGAGAAAUCCAAUGGAGAACCGAGGACCCAGCACACUAUUUACACCGGCUCAGAUGAUGCAGGGUUUCCAAGGAGGCGCUGGUCAAAUUCCACAGAUGCAACCGCAACAAUCAAUCGCGUCAAUGUCACAAAUGGGUCCAGGUCAAAUGGGAUCGAUGAAUCCACCGUAUUUGGCUCCACCAAUGCAAGGCGGUCGUCCAGGAAUGCCUAGUAUAAAUGUGCAACAAGCAACUGGAUCCUACGGUGGAAUUCAACAACAACAACCGAUGCAACACGCUCCUCCACCGGCACCACAACGACAAACAUCAUACGAUCGUCAUGGAUUCGAUGAAUAUGAUGAUAUGGAUAUGUCAACAAGACAAUAUGAAAGAGGUACCUAUCGAUAUUGA
Messenger RNA from Caenorhabditis briggsae, 1572 nucleotides. RefSeq names its product Protein CBR-CCB-1 (gene Cbr-ccb-1). Gene Ontology annotation, molecular function: high voltage-gated calcium channel activity; protein binding. Bases 1 to 1572 code for a protein of 523 amino acids. Gene Ontology annotation, cellular component: voltage-gated calcium channel complex. Gene Ontology annotation, biological process: neuromuscular junction development; regulation of voltage-gated calcium channel activity; calcium ion transmembrane transport. The transcript is spliced from 9 exons. NCBI's taxonomy places the organism in Eukaryota, Metazoa, Nematoda, Chromadorea, Rhabditida, Rhabditidae. The record is from RefSeq and is a predicted model, not a curated record.